Messenger RNA from Coniosporium apollinis CBS 100218, 273 nucleotides. RefSeq lists its product as uncharacterized. The record is from RefSeq and is a predicted model, not a curated record. The transcript has a single exon. NCBI's taxonomy places the organism in Eukaryota, Fungi, Ascomycota, Dothideomycetes. The coding region runs from base 1 to 273 and encodes 90 amino acids.
AUGCUGGUCCUCGAACUCACGACCUGCGCCUUCAUCUUCACCUCGCUCUUCUCCUUCGUCGUCGCCCUGCCGCGCGCACAGCCUGCGGCAAGAAAGCCACCGCUUGGAGCUCGGAAGGCGCCGCUGUUCCGGACGCCGCGGCCGGGAAAGCCGGGAGUGCGGCGCAGGCGCCAGGAUGGGAGCGCUGCGGGGGGCGUGAGUGAUGGAGGCGCUGCUAGGAGCGUGGGAGCCGCUGGGAGCCCGGGCCCGGCGCGCAGGGUAAUAGGGCGGUAG